Messenger RNA from Ceutorhynchus assimilis (cabbage seed weevil), 557 nucleotides. NCBI's taxonomy places the organism in Eukaryota, Metazoa, Arthropoda, Insecta, Coleoptera, Curculionidae. The record is from the annotation of a GenBank genome assembly.
AUUAAAUUUUAUUGAGAAACAACUAUAUUUCAAAAACAAUGAACUCACUUUUGAUAUUUGCUGCUAUUAUCUCAACAACUUUGGCUCGACCUCAAGGCUUUUUGGGUGACAACGACGGUCGUGUUUCUGUAAUGCAAAGUAGCGCAGGUACUUACAAAUACACCGUCCACCUGAAAGAUUCUGUGCGAAACGAGGAAAGGUUUGCUGAUGGCUCCAUCUUGGGUGACUACACCAUUAUUGAUGCCAGUGGAGCAAGACGCACCGUCAAAUACGCCGCAGGUCGCGAUGGAUUCAAAAUUCUAGAAGGUAAUGCUGCGGUUCCAGUAGCACCCGUUUCUGUAUCACAAUAUGCACCUGUUUCUGUAUCACAAUUUGUGGAUGACACUGUUGUAAUUAAUGCUGCCCGUGGUGGAUUGAUUGUACCAGGUGAUGGAAGCUCACAAACUUUCGCACUAGCAGUAACUGCACCCCAGGUUCCAGAAUAUACUCCUGAAGUAUUAGCUGCUAGAGAAGAAUUUUUGGCUUUGCAUAGAGCUGCUGCUGCAAGGACUGCCUAA